AUGCAAUACAACCUGGGCAAAAUCAUCGUCGGCUUGGCUUGGGUCUCGUCCGCCCUAGCGGCGCCGCAGAAAAGCCCGCAGGCGGGAAAAUGCACACCCAGGCUUUUGGUUCUCAACCCGAAGUACGCAGCGGUAUUCACUCUCCGCCAAGUGCCUGAAAGUUGGAAAUCCGUCAAGGGAACGCAUACCGCAGGCCGGAAAGCGUUUGCGCUGCCCGGCCCAUUCGCCACCGAGAAUAGUCGCUAG
This is a messenger RNA of Pyricularia oryzae 70-15, 246 nucleotides long. RefSeq lists its product as uncharacterized. The record is from RefSeq and is a predicted model, not a curated record. The coding region runs from base 1 to 246 and encodes 81 amino acids. The transcript is spliced from 2 exons. Lineage: Eukaryota; Fungi; Ascomycota; Sordariomycetes; Magnaporthales; Pyriculariaceae.